Messenger RNA from Striga asiatica, 1209 nucleotides. Lineage: Eukaryota; Viridiplantae; Streptophyta; Magnoliopsida; Lamiales; Orobanchaceae. The record is from the annotation of a GenBank genome assembly.
GUUUAUAUGAUCAUAAAAAUAUAUGAAAAUUGAGAAACUAUUCCGAGUCAUCUGCACAUAGAUAAUUGAAUUAAACCCUAGCUUUGGAUGGAGCUCUGAGUGACAUGAUUUUUCAUCUUCAAAAAACGCUGCUGCACAAAUCCAAUAGAUUUUGAAAAAAAUGCUGAGACGAAGGUUAGCUUCACUUAUACCCACCUCCAUCCGUACUUCCCAGAAUCACUACCUUAAACCCACCUCCCAUCUCGCACCCCUACAGUUUGUGUCGCUGCAUUUUCAGCAAUGCCAGGAUCAUAUUUCCAUCUCCAGCUGUCAUCCUGGUGGUGGUGUGAGGGCUUACAGCAGCCUAUUGGCGUUGAACGAUUUGAGGGACAAUCCAGGGGCUCGAAAGCAGAAAACUCGCAAGGGGCGGGGAAUCGGGUCGGGUAAGGGAAAGACUGCGGGCCGUGGGCACAAGGGUCAAAAAGCCCGCGGCACUAUGAAAUUUGGGUUCGAAGGUGGCCAGACGCCACUCCGUCGACGCCUCCCCAAAAGGGGCUUUAAGAAUCCCUUCACUCUCACGUUUCAGCCUGUUGGGUUAGGGAAAAUUGCAAAACUGAUAAAUGCUGGGAAGAUAGAUUCUUCAGAGUUGAUCACAAUGAAAACUCUCAAGGAUUCAGGAGCAAUAGGGAAGCAAAUCGAAGAUGGAGUUCGAGUGAUGGGACGUGGGGCCGAACACAUUAAAUGGCCUAUCCACCUCGAGGUUUCUAGGGUGACCGUGAGGGCAAAAGCGGCAGUUGAGGCGGCUGGUGGGUCUGUGAGGAGAGUGUACUACAACAAACUAGGGUUACGGGCCCUGCUGAAGCCCGAAUGGUUUGAGAAGAAGGGUAGGUUACUCCCAAGAGCAGCAAGGCCACCUCCCAAACAGAAAGAUAAGGUCGAUAGCAUUGGCCGCUUGCCUGCCCCCACAAAACCCAUACCUUUUACCAAUGAUGAAGAAAAAGAGGCUUCAACAAAUGCCACAUAAUGUCUUUUUUAUUUUCCUUUAAGUUGUGUCCUCUGGUUAUCCUCUUGAAAUUGUGUAAAAGAGGAACUUUGGGCGCAGUAUAAUGUAGCCGGUUGUAUCGCGUGGGACGAUAAUUUAGGGCUGACAAUUUUUUAUAGAAAACCGAACCGACGAGAAAAUAAACCAAACUGUACCUAAUCACUAUUGUUUCAAUAUCGAUUUUGAAC